Messenger RNA from Anopheles coluzzii, 2024 nucleotides. It is a transcript of the gene Pdhb, whose product is annotated as pyruvate dehydrogenase E1 component subunit beta, mitochondrial. Bases 201 to 1262 code for a protein of 353 amino acids. The transcript is spliced from 6 exons. Gene Ontology annotation, molecular function: pyruvate dehydrogenase (acetyl-transferring) activity. The record is from RefSeq and is a predicted model, not a curated record. Lineage: Eukaryota; Metazoa; Arthropoda; Insecta; Diptera; Culicidae. Gene Ontology annotation, biological process: pyruvate decarboxylation to acetyl-CoA.
GUAUGGUUGUGUUUGUGUUGAAAAAUUGCAGACUGUGUGCAGUGUGUACGGUAUUUCAUAAGUCAAAAGCCGAAUCGCGUAGUAAAACCGCUACGAACGACUGUUCCUUUCCGGUAAUCGGGUACCUCUGUACAACUUCCAUCCUCGAUCAAGGGCGCAGUGGAUAGCUGCGUUGUUUGAACUGUAACUUCGACAUUGCUAUGAUGCUCGCUUCCGCCGUACGUAAUUUGUCCCGUCGGUCAUUCUCGACCUCCAAAGCGGUUUCGGCCCAGCAGUUGACCGUCCGCGAUGCCCUUAACGCAGCGCUCGACGAGGAAAUGGAGAGGGACGAGAAAGUGUUCCUGCUCGGUGAAGAAGUUGCCCAGUAUGAUGGUGCGUACAAGGUUUCUCGAGGACUAUGGAAGAAGUACGGCGAUAAGCGAGUAAUCGAUACUCCGAUUACGGAAAUGGGAUUUGCCGGUAUUGCCGUUGGCGCAGCAAUGGCCGGACUACGCCCGGUCUGCGAAUUCAUGACAUUCAACUUUUCGAUGCAGGCCAUCGAUCAUGUUAUAAACUCGGCAGCCAAAACAUUCUACAUGUCUGCUGGUACGGUUAACGUGCCGAUUGUGUUCCGCGGUCCUAAUGGAGCAGCGGCAGGUGUAGCGGCUCAGCAUUCGCAAUGUUUUGGUGCCUGGUAUUCGCACUGUCCGGGCCUGAAAGUUGUAUCGCCCUAUGAUAGCGAAGAUGCGAAAGGUUUGUUGAAGGCUGCCAUUCGCGACCCAGAUCCGGUUGUUGUACUGGAAAACGAAAUGGUGUACGGUGUGAGCUAUCCUGUUUCGGAUCAAGUUUUGGACAAGAACUUUGUGCUGCCGAUUGGCAAGGCCAAGAUAAUGCGCCCUGGCAAGCACAUCACCCUUGUGGCUCACUCAAAGUCCGUCGAAACCGCCAUGCUGGCAGCCAACGAACUAGCGGGCAAAGGUAUUGAAGCAGAAGUCAUUAACCUACGAUCACUGCGUCCAUUGGACUCGGAAACUAUUUUCAAGUCCGUACAAAAGACUCACCAUCUCGUAACGGUAGAGCAAGGAUGGCCCCAGGGUGGCAUUGGUUCAGAAAUUUGUGCACGUAUCAUGGAGCACGAGACAUUCUUCCACCUGGACGCUCCGAUAUGGCGUGUAACUGGCGCCGACGUCCCUAUGCCUUACGCUAAGACUCUUGAAGCUGCUGCUCUUCCACAAGUACCUGAUGUUGUCACUGCCGUUAAUAAGGUGCUAGGUGUGAAGUAAAUCUCAAUCCUAUCCAUUCAAUAACGUGUUCUUCGCGGCUUUGAAAAAAAGAUAAAAGAAAAGAAGUUAAAGAUGAUUUCGAUGAUACGAUGCAUAUUAAAGUUCGAUUGGCAACGAUAUUCAGGUGAUUAGUUUUGGCUUAAUUCUGUUGUUUUUAAAGCAUUGCAGUUUUUUUUCGUUUGGAAUUUGAAUCUUUAAGAUGUUGCAGAAUGUCUACAUUGCUCGCGCCGUAAAUAGCAAACUGUGUAUUUCAUAUGAGUCUUUUGAAGACUUAGGAUAAGAUAUGUGAGAGACCGAAAAAAGACCUUGCUGAAACUAUAAUUUAUUAUAAUUUGAUAGAGAUUUUAAUUUUCCUACACAUCACAAUAUGCCAAGGGCAUUUCACAGUCGAUGCAGCCAUGUACGAGACGUGUAGUCUUUACAAAAAGAAAUACUAGUAUGCUUCAUUGCAUUGGGAAUCUUUUUUUUAUGCCUAGAAACUCACUCAUAAGCCAGCUAGCUAUAUGCCGCCCAAGAAUAUAACGAUCCAUUAUUCCAUCAAAAGAAAUAAGGUAGCAGCGGACAACAAAUUGUAAAUAAACUAGCUACGUUACACUAUCGAGCUGUUGAAUGAACCCAAGAAUUCAUCUAAAUUACGAACAAACAACACAACGCAGUACAACGGAAAUGAAAAAUCUCAUCAACUGUUUCACUCGGUACGAUGAAUGCAAUAGAAGCUGGGACUAAUAAAUCUAGUUGAAAGAUACUAUGCUCAGGACUAUA